Molecule: messenger RNA, 2067 nt
Organism: Raphanus sativus (radish)
Lineage: Eukaryota; Viridiplantae; Streptophyta; Magnoliopsida; Brassicales; Brassicaceae
Exons: 16
Coding region: 677-1831 (384 amino acids)
Molecular function (GO): DNA-binding transcription factor activity
Source: RefSeq, a predicted model, not a curated record
AACUCUAAUCUCUCAAAACGAAACGAUGAAGUAAGGCAGUAACUCAACAACGGUAGAUUCUCAACAACCUUUCUUUUCGAUCAAGUAAACUGUGAUCCUUCUUCAAUCAUCAACUAGAUAUCGCGUUCGCUUUAAACCUCCCGAAGCUCAUUUGAAUUUUCUCUCUAAAGCUACCGACUUUCGGAAAAGAAGAUUCGCUCACUACUUAUCUUGGGGGGGUUGAAGCUAUGGCGCAGAGUGAUUCCGAAGCUGAUAAGAUGCUUGACGUUUACAUAUAUGAUCACCUUGUGAAGAAGAAACUGCAUAACAUUGCUAAGUCUUUUAUGACAGAAGGCAAAGUCUCUCUGGAUCAUGUUGGUAAAGCAAUUGAUACUCCUGGUGGGCUUCUGUUCGAGUGGUGGUCUAUGUUCUGGGACAUCUCCAUUGCUAAGACGAAAGAGAAGCGUUCUGAGUCUGCUGUAGAGCAGGGGCUUAACGUUUACAUAUACGAUUAUCUGGUGAAGAAGAAACUGUAUCACACCGCUGAGUCGUUCAUGCCUCCCCUCCGGGUCAUAUUUCAAUUAAUACUCCUGGUGGGUUUCUUUCUAAGUGGUGGUUUGUGUUCUGGGACUUCUUCAUUGCUAGGGUGACUGAGAAGCAUUAUGAGUCUGUUGCACAGGCGCAACAAGGUGAGCAGAUGAAGCAACCAAAUCCAGUGAACACUGUGGCAUCCCAACCCAGUAUGGAUGCAGGGACAAUCCAUCACGGUCAGAUGGUCCAUGGGAGGUAUCAAGGAGGUGUUUCACCAGCACUUCAGUCACGGACUCAGCAGACCCCUGAAAACAAUAGUGGAGUUAAUCUUGGGGCAUCUCCAAGACAACAAGAUCCUUUACUAUCACAGCAGAACAACCACAAAAGAGCAAGGACGGGAAACACAGUCGGCCCAUUCAACUCACAGCCGUCAACUCCUUUAACGCAUACCCCUAACGAAGGAGUUGCUAUAACUGGUGACAUGCCAAAAGGACCAGUGAUGUAUGGUUCUGAUGCAAUAGGUGGUCUUGCUUCAUCAGCAAACCAACCGAUGUGUGAUGACAUGGAAGCGUUUGAAGAUUUGGAAGACCUAGAAGAUAAAGCAGAAUGGUUUCUUCCCCAAGUUGAUGGAAAUCUGCAGCAGAGUGACAUGGAAUCGUUUGGAGCGCUGGAAGAUGUAGAUAUAGAAAGCGUGGUUACGGCCAUAAACUGGAACCCUUCUGAGUUUAUAGAGCGGCAGCAAGCUAAAGAGCAGGAGCAGAUGAAGCAACCCAAUCCAAUGAACACCGAGACAUCCCAACCCCACAUGGAUCAUGGUGAGAUGGUCGAUGGGAAUCAUCAAGGAGGCAGUGUAUUGGCAUCACUGCAGCAACUUAACCCACGAACUCAGCAGACCCCUUUUGAAGCCGGAGAUGGAGAGUCACGUAAGGGGAUAUGCAACUGCGAAAAGUCCAAGUGUUUGCAACUUUUCUGUGAAUGCUUUGCUGCUGGAGUCUAUUGUUCUACAGAGCCACCAUGCUCAUGCAUUAAUUGCCACAACAUACCUAUAUAUAAAGAGGACGUGUUGAAUAGUCGCAAAAAGAUUGAGUCUCGGAACCCACUUGCAUUUGCUCCUAAAAUCAUCAGUAGAAGCUCGGAUCCUGUUCAAGAAACAAGGGACGAUGCUAGCAAAACUCCAGCUUCUGGUCACCACAGACGAGGCUGCAACUGCAAGAAAUCAAAAUGCUCCAAUAAAAACUGUGAAUGCUUUCAGGGUGGAGUGUGCUGUUCCACAAGAUGCAGAUGUAUAGAAUGUGGGAACAAAAACCAAGAAAGAAAAUAGAUAUGAGGCUGUAUGCUUUUUUAAACUGUAAACCUUAACAUCAAUUUGAAUUGGUGUUUAUAUGAGGCUGUAAGCCAUUUUUUUUUAUCUUAGUUGCAUUUUUGCCAAAUGUUUACUGUCUUAAAGAGUCUUAUAAUCACCUUAGGUUGGAGUUCUGAGUGUACAACACCGAGGAGAUGACAAAAUGCAACCACAUUCAAUAUUUAUCAUAACAGUCUUUGCAACCACAUUCAAUA